AUGGUUAAUGUAUUAGAUAAAGAAGGAGAUAUUCAUUGUGUUACAGAACGAGGUGACGUCCGUGUACAAUUUUAUGUCUUCGAUGAAAAUAAUCAAGAUUUAUCAUCAUCAAUAGCACAACAAACUUGUUGGAUAGUUCAUCCAAGUGCAUUAACUAAAAUUCAUUCAUGUACUUUUGGUGAUCAAGUUAUGAUUUAUAGAGAUGAACAACAACAAUGUACUACUGAUGGUGAUCCAAUACUUCAUUAUGCUUGUUUGGGUAAUCAACCAAAUUGUGUUUCACUUUUAUUAUCAAAAGGAGCUGAUAAUAAUUUAAUUUAUUCAACAGCUUGUUUAUGUUUACAGAUUGCUAUUAAUAAACAAUUAUUAGAAUGCACGAAAAGAUUAUUAGAACAUCAACAAUCACUAAUGAAUGUUCAUUUAAAUGAUACUUACAGAAAUACUGCAUUACGUGAUAUUGUGUCUCGUAUUUCCGGUGUUCUUAACAAGCAAUGUUCAAUUAUGAUCCAUAUUCUAGUGUGGCAAUCAUUUGGUUGUAAUAAUUGUUCAUCACUCAAUCUUCUUUGUCGAAUAUCAUCAUUACUUGUAUCAGAUCCAUAA
This is a messenger RNA of Rotaria sp. Silwood1, 600 nucleotides long. NCBI's taxonomy places the organism in Eukaryota, Metazoa, Rotifera, Eurotatoria, Philodinida, Philodinidae. The record is from the annotation of a GenBank genome assembly.